GCUUUUUAUUGGCCCAUCUGAGCACGUGCGAGAUUUUCUCAAAAAAGUGAAAUAAUUAAGGUCGGCUUUUAAGUUUAAAAAAAUGCCUCUUAAAAAAGUUAAGAAAGAAAAAAAUACUGAAGAUGUUGGAAAACCAAUGAAAAUGCAAUUAGAAAAUAAUAAAGCAGUCGUAGUAGGAGUCGCUGAUGAAAUUAAUGCAACAACAACUGAAAGGGCUCCAAUGGUGAUAGAUACCAAUAUACUGCAAUGUUUUAAAGGUUUAACUCAUUAUGAAGAAAAUCUACGUUUGGAGGCGACGGCGCAACUAAUGCAACAAUUGAAACGUAAUAUUCGAAAAGGCGAGCGACAAAGGGAAUUUACGUAUUGCAUGAAACGUUUAAUACGUGGUUGUGGCGCUUCAACUAAUAUUUCACGCGCCGGUUUCUUUGUUUGUUUGGUGGCGUUGUUAAAAACAUUUCCAAAUGAAGUUGUCAAAGUAAUUCAGGUGCUAGAAUUAUUAAGCAAAGAAUUAAAUGUGGGCGCUUCAUUAGCUAAUAAGGACGAUGCUGAUGCUGUGGUUGGACAAAUUUUGGUAUGUACGGCUUUGUUAAGAGCCGACCGUUUAUCAGAUACGGAACAUCUUACGCAAGUUGUUCAAAUCUUAGUACAAGCUACACGACAUCGUACUUAUCAUGUUACUUUGGCUUUUCAACUCCUCUGUGAUUUAAUAAAUUCAUUAACAAUAGAGCAAUUUCGAAGUAUAGUGUGGCCUAUAUUGGAGCCUAUUUUACUAAAGCCUUGGACGAAACAAACGCUACAAACUGUAUAUUGUAUACUUGUGGUGCAUCAACGUUUUCCUGAAGUCAUAACUAGAACAUAUUUCCAACAAAAUUUUGGUGGAUCAGAUUUGCUAAAUGCAGAUAGUUACCGUUAUAUAUAUAACAUAUUUUGGCAUCUUGAUAAUAUUGAUAAUCUCUUACAACCAGUUUAUGAGUAUUUCGCAAAUUACUUAGCGAAAAGUAAACAUUUAGGUAAAUUUUGGUUAAGCCAGGUGGAGCCCGGGUUAACAGAAAGCAACAAAAACUUGAAAAUGGUGACAUUAAAACUAUUUACGGAUAUUAUAAAUAACUUUAAAGAGAAUCACAAUCGAAUCUUGAUUUUAUUGAGCGAUAACUUUAUAAAAAUGUUGAUGGAGGGUUUAAAAACGCUGAAAGCACGCAACGUUAGCGAGACGUAUAAGGCGUUCUAUGACGACUUUUUUCAAGCUUUAGCACGCUCCUGCGAGAACAUAUCAGAUGAACAGACAAAAGUAGCAGUGAUUAAACGUCUGAUAUUGCCGCCUGGAAUAUUUCAUAUUGAAAAGCUUGCUGGCCAUCGUAUAAUACAUCAUCUAGUUAAUUUUUUGAGCAUCGAAGGUAUAAAAGAAAUUUUUGCUUUAUACAAAGGAGUUUUUCAGGCACAAUUACCUAAGAAUCCCCUUAAUGCCGAAGAAUGUUGGCUAAAUUUUGAGCGGUUUAGCGCGGGCUACAUGCUGCAACAUCUAUUGCAACAUAGAGCCGUACAAAAAGAUCGUAAAUGGCAGGAGGAAGAGUUGAAAUUUUUGUUAAAGUAUGGUAUUUUUUAUGUGAACGACCAGGGAGAUUUGUGUAAAAAGGAUGACACCGGCUCAUUCUCUAAAGAUUUUGGCGACCAUUGCCAAACGAUGUUUUAUAAUUGCCUUCAAAGCAAAUUACAAGAUCUUCAGGAAGAAAGUGAUCUUCUCUACAAUUUAGUUAAAUAUUGUCAAAAACAUGUAAAGCAAAAGGCUUUGAGAAAGUAUCUAAAAUUAAAACAAAUAGAAGAGGAAUCUUGGCAAAUAACUUGGCGGAAUAUGUGGUUAGAGAUAAAAACACAUGAGGCAAAAACUAAAUGUAAGAAUGAAAAGCAGAAAGAAAGCUUACAUAACGUUUUUUCUAUCCUCUUGCUUCAUAUGGGUUUGCAAAUGUUUAAAGAACCAGCAAUGGCACAACUGAGUAUAGAGGAUUUGCUGAAAUGCAAAAAGGAAGCGGAAGUAAAGAGAAGAAAUGAUAAAGAACCUGAAUGGAUUGAAGUGGUAGUCGAUUUACUAUUGCAUUUGUUAUCACAAAAUAAUGCGGCUCUGCGCAAGGUAGUGAAUGCUUUGUUCCCUUCAUUAUGCGGUAAUCUAAACCUGACAGCUGUCCACCAGAUACUUUCAGUUCUAAAUAUGAAAGGCAAUUAUAAUCCAUUGAGUUCUAAAAACGGAGAAGAUGAAAUGGAAGAAGAAGAUACGGAGAGGGGAGGAGAAGAAGGAAGCGCGCGCGGUACUGAUGAUUUGGCCGACAAUGGUGUUGAUGAUAAUGAUGAUGGUAACGAUGACGAUGAUGAUGAUGAUGAUGAUGAUGAUGAUGAUGACGAUGAUGAUGAUGACGAUGAUGAUGAUGAUGACGACGAUGACGACGACGACGAAGAAAACGAUGGUUCUGAGGAUGAUGAUGAAACUACGAUUACAAUUAACGAUAGACUGCGUAAUGCCGUCUCUCAAGCUUUAAUAACUAAUGGGGCAGCUGUAAGUAGCCAAGAUUUCGGCAAGAAUAACGAUGAUGACGAUGAUAUGCAUUCAAUCGACUUAAAUGAUCUAUCCGAAGAGCAAGGUCAACGUUUAGACAAAGCCUUAGCGCAAGCAUUUAAGACGAAAAAAUUUGCCUUAACUUCGCAGCAUAAGAAAUCUAAAGGUUAUCAUUUGAAAACGACAACUUUAAUGCAUUUUCGCAUACGUGUUUUAGAUUUGUUAGAAAUCUAUCUACAGCAACCGAAACCCUCACUUUUAAUAGGUCUGGAAAUCAUGUUAACGCUGUUUGAAAUGUUGCAGUUUUGCCAUGAAGAAGAUAUGAAGUCUCUAAAAGUCAAGGUAGAGCGACUAAUUAAUAAGUUAACGGCACUUAAAUCUUAUAACAUAGAAGAGGAUUUAAUGGAAGAUAAUUUCAAGGAUUUUAUUAAUCUAAUAAUACAGAAAGAAGCUCCAGCUGCAACGUACGAUAUAAUUAAUAAAAUGCGUAACAAAUGUGUCAGGUUUUUGCUCUUAAUGGCAAUCAGUCGACAAUCUGAAACACCCAAGAUUGUAAAAUUAUUCGAGGAAUACAUUGAAGGGUUUAUAAAGUCACGCAAUUACAUACUAAGCAUUACGUUACUAAAAGAUAUUUUCACAUUGCCUUGGUCGGGUCUGUGGCAACUUUCAAAGUUUCUUCUCUCCUCAAAAAAUCUUAACCACUCUACACGAACUUUUAGGCGCAUACAAAUCUAUGAACUAAUCUCUUUGCUCUACAAAAACUCUAGAUUACAAAUGUUGGAUGGCCAACAAUAUAAACAAUGUUUAAAAAAGCUGGACUUAGGAUUAAAGAAUCAUAUAAAACAUUUGAUUCAUAGUAAUGAAUUCAAGUACUCAAAUAAAGAAUUAAAAACAUUAUUAGAACUCAUAAUGGAUUCUCAGGAAUCACAUGCUCGUUGGCAGUGGCAAUCAGAAUUGUCUUCUUCGGAUGUAAUAGAAGAUAUGCAACGGCUAGGAUAUGCGCAUUUACAUACUCACCAAGUUUACAAAAAGUUUUGUCACUUGUUUAAAUUGGAAAUAUUACCUAACCAUGAUUUAUCUAUCAAAAGUAUAAAAGAUAACCAUUUGGCCGCGCCUACGUCCAUAGAAAAUGAAGAUGAAGAACCGAAUAAUUGCGAAUUGAUAACAUCUGCGAAUUCAGCACAGAAGCGUAAAUCAUUUUUGAUAAAUUCAUCUAAAUUAAAAAAGCAAAAAAAACAGCAACGUUUAGCCGAAGCUUCAAAGGCCCAGCCUUAA
Molecule: messenger RNA, 3820 nt
Organism: Glossina fuscipes
Lineage: Eukaryota; Metazoa; Arthropoda; Insecta; Diptera; Glossinidae
Gene: Mybbp1A
Product: myb-binding protein 1A
Exons: 2
Coding region: 83-3820 (1245 amino acids)
Biological process (GO): regulation of DNA-templated transcription
Cellular component (GO): nucleolus
Molecular function (GO): transcription corepressor activity; RNA binding; sequence-specific DNA binding
Source: RefSeq, a predicted model, not a curated record